This is a messenger RNA of Misgurnus anguillicaudatus (oriental weatherfish), 1965 nucleotides long. The record is from RefSeq and is a predicted model, not a curated record. Lineage: Eukaryota; Metazoa; Chordata; Actinopteri; Cypriniformes; Cobitidae.
GCCAUAUAGACAGAGGCUCAUCUGUAUUCAAUCACAUUUUGUUGAGAUGGAGAGAAGUGUAGCACUGCUCCUGUUUUUCGGGCUGGUCAGUGUAAGUUGUUCUUGUGUGCGUCCUCCCGAGGCUUAUAAGUUUGCAGGAGCUGUGUGCAGGCUUACCUACCCUGCUGCUGCCGUCUUGAAUGAGAAGACUACAAAAGUAAUAGAGGCCGCCUUUCAGCAUGCCAAAUAUCCCAGCAUAGAGGGAGUGAAGUCAAUGGGCUUCAUGGGUAAAGUAGAAUAUAAAUUUCACAAUUUAGAGAUCCAUAACCUUUCAAUUGGCAAGAGUGAGUUUGAGCUGAAAGAGAAUGUAGGAAUAGGGCUGAUCAUUUCAAAUGUGUCUGCUGUAUUCAAGGGAACCAUCAACUAUGGAUAUGGGAGCUGGCUAAUCAGUUUGAAACAGUCAGUUGAUUUUGAAAUUCAGUCUCAGAUUGACCUGGGCAUCAAUCCAAAACUAUACUGCGGAAAGGGCAAAGUGGCUGCAGACACUUCAGACUGUUACCUCACCUUUCACAAACUGAAACUGCUCCUGCAGGGAGAUCGAGAACCCGGCUGGCUGAAAAGAAUGUUCACAGAUAUUGUGACGUUCACUGUGAAGUUAGUUGUAAAGUCACAGAUCUGUAAAGAAAUAAACAAUGUGGCCAACAUACUAGCAGACUUCAUCCAAGAGCAAGCAGAGCAAUUUAUAAGUGAUGGUGACAUUCGUGUGGACAUCUCUGUGAUUUCUCCACCCAUCAUCAAGUCUAACUAUAUAGAGUCAUACCAUAAGGGUCUGGUUAAAUACAAUGAUGAAACAUCGGUCCUAAAUACUUCAGUGUUCAACCCCUCCCAACUAUCUGAGAAACGCAUGUUAUACUUCUGGAUCUCUGAUGGGCUUUUAGACCCACUUAUGAGUGCUGCAUACCAUGAUGGACGAUUUAAACGCAACAUCUCAGGGACAGGACUCACGGAUCUGCUUCAAACAAACAUGUCCCUAGCCAGACCUGAAUUGUUAAGCAAGUGGCUGUCCUCCGAGGGUCCGGUGUUAAAGGCAAGGAGCGUGUCAGUUCCUCACCUGUGGACCACCACACAGGGCACAUUUGUCAGAGCUGUUGCUGGAGUUGAGCUUUCUUUGGCCAAUCAGACUGAACCAACACUUUAUUUUGAGACUGAUGUAACAGUUGUUGUACGAGCGUCAUAUGCAGAGAAGAAACUCAUUUUGAUGGCCACUCCAGAGCUUAUUAAUAUAACAAAAGUCUCAACACCCGAAGGAGCCACUGAGGUGGAUGAAAGCUUGCAAACGUAUCUACAGGAGGCUGUGGAAAAGAUGGGCAUCCCCAAAGUCAUAUCAUACCUUGAGCCAGAUUUAACCUCUUUGAUGGACGAACAGGGACUUUACCUCUUUGACAUCAUCAAUCCUGAGGUUUUACCCCAGGACGGGUAUGUGAUAGUGCAGCUAGAUUUUGGUUUUCCUCAUCAUCUGCUGGUGGAAUUCCUUAAAAGGACAUUGGACUGACAAUCCUUCAAUCUCUCUUUCACUUUCAAACACAAACACGCUUCUUUUUCUCUUUUUUUUUUGUCGGGACUUUCCAUUGACUUCUAUUGUUAUCAUACUGGGCUGAUGAUGUUUAUCCACACACCCAAACAUGUUUACAUCUAAAUAGGGACAUUACACAGUCUCUGUUUUUAUACAGCAACUGGAUGUCUUCAAACUGAGGUUUUGCUAAAUUUUUGGUACAAAUAUAAUGAAGUAGGUAUACUCACAACUGUGUGUAUAAAAUACAACUGACUGUUUUGACUUUAUUGCAUGUAUGUAAAGAAGUUUGAUGUAUGUUUUCAGACCUUGUAUAUAUUUAAGUACGCAUCACAAUCAUGCUUUAUUUAGAUGUAUUAGUCUUUUAGUAAUAUGAUCCCAUGUUACCCAAAUUAAACAAUCCAUUGUCAUUGUGA